Messenger RNA from Vitrella brassicaformis, 1013 nucleotides. The record is from the annotation of a GenBank genome assembly. Lineage: Eukaryota; Vitrellaceae.
GGAUGAAUGAGUUAAAUCGACCAAAACAAAAUCGUCUGGAUGGCGUGGCGUAGACCGUAUACACAGCACGUCAGUCAGUCAACCGGCAGGGCAGCACCUCUGCCUGCCUCUACCUACGUUGCCCAUUCUUGUCAGUCAGGCGGUUGUUCAGUCAGUCAGUCAGUCAGUCAGUCAGAAGACUGUGGUUUUCUUGGCAGCUGCGGCGUCUUUGCCCUCCUCCAUCAUUUGGUCCUGGGCCGCCACCACCCGCAGCACCGUCUUCUUGCUGCUCUCCUGCAGCUCACCAGAUAUCAACAACUCGUCCAGUAUGUAAUACGCCUGUUUGCAAAGACACCACACCAACACACAUCCUGUGUGUGUAAUACUGCCAAUGGCCUGCCCUGCCCUGCUGUGGGCGUGUGUAGCGUGCCUUGCCUUGUGGAAGUUGAAUAUGAGGUCGAGUUCGCAGACGUUGCCGAAGUACCUGUCGAGUAUCUCGACAAAGUGGUGGAUCACCUCCAGUGUGAUCAGCUCGUUGUCGUCCUUGUCGACGCACGCCACAAAGUACAAACUCGCAUACCUACACACAGAUAGACACUCACACAGUCAGACAGACAGACAGACGGACAGAAAGCCGCUGUGUGUCAAUAUAAUGUGCUGGGCGUCUCCUGGAAUGAGUGGAACGCUCAGCUGGCCUGCGCACGCACCGUUUGAAGACGAGUUUGUAGUCCCUCCACUCGAGGAAGUUGCAUAGCUUGGGCGGCCUGUUGAGCACCAGCUGCGCUAUCUCCCGGAUGGUCUUCUGCCGCUCCUUCUGCGGCUGAGGAACAAACCACUUGGCCAGACGCGUCUUGCCCUGCCGAGAUAUCAGCAGAAUGAACUGAAUCGUCAUCUCUCUCCACGGCCGCGCUGCGCUGCGCUGCGAUGCUGAUCUUCAACUGAUCUUCAACUCAAUGUCAUGCGGAUCAGAUCUAUCUGACCACAAAGGCAGCAGUGUGGCACACAAGGUGUCGGAUCUGCUGCAUCUGGCUGAG